Messenger RNA from Rotaria sordida, 729 nucleotides. The record is from the annotation of a GenBank genome assembly. NCBI's taxonomy places the organism in Eukaryota, Metazoa, Rotifera, Eurotatoria, Philodinida, Philodinidae.
AUGGAAAAUGAACGACCGAAGAAUCUCAUUGCGUCAUUGGUUUCAUCAUUGAAUGAACAAGCUAAUGACGAUCAAGUUUCAUCUGGUCUAACACGUGCAGAGAUCUUUGAUGAAGUUUUGAUGAUGAUCCUAGCUGGAUAUGAAACGACAUCAACUGCUCUAGCAUGGUUCAUAUUUUUUGCAAGUAAAAAUCCUCAAGUGCAACAAAAAAUGAAAGAAGAAUUGCACAAACAUCAUCUUCUGAUGACAGAUGAUCUCAAAUAUGUACCACAGCUAACGUCAGAGAAUUUAACUUCACUAACCUAUUGUGAAUGUGUGACAAAAGAGGUCUUACGUUUGGCUCCUGUCGCUGGACUUACAACCCGUAUAGCUACUUGUGACACCAUCGUUGACGAUGUACAGAUUUAUCGUGGUCAGACUGUUUUUAUUGCUUUGAAUAACAUCAAUACUGACGCUCGCUAUUGGCAUCAUGCUGAUCCUCGACAAUUUGUACCAGAAAGAUUUUUAGGUGAAGAUGAAAAUCAUCAUCCAUUAGCGAUGAUUCCAUUCGGUGGUGGACAUCGAGCAUGUAUUGGACAAGAAUUAGCUUGGCUCGAGUUGAAAACGAUCAUCGUUCGAAUGAUGCAACGUGGUAUCACAUUCGAAGACAUGCCAGAAAAUACUGGGGGUUACGAAGACCAUCUCACCUGUCUUCCAAAAAAACUGGCAGUGCGUGUACGCUUCGAUUGA